AUGGACGAGCAGUCUUCCACGUCGGGUGGGCCGCAGGAGGGCGGGGAUGUUGACCUGCGGCAGAAUCAGGGGAAUGUGCUGUUUGUCGGCAACCUUCCCUUUCAGACCCCGUGGCAGCACGUGAAGGACCACUUCAGGAAGGCUGGAAAGGUGCGCUACACCGAUCUCAUUGCGGAUCGCAUGGGCCGGCCGAAGGGGUCCGCCUUGGUGACGAUGGUUGCUGCAGAGGGGGCGCAGCGGGCGAUUCGCAUGUACAACGAAACGGACUUUGAGGGACGACGACUCAUUGUUCGCCUCUUUGAUGACGGUCCCCGUCCACCGAUUGUGCAGCGUGGCAUGAUGCCGCAGUACGACCGUCACGCCCAACAGCAACAGAAUCAGCAGCAGCAGCAGCAGCAACAACAACAGCAGCAGCAGCAACAACAGGCGACACGCUUCCGCGGCUACGCCAGCGCGGCGGCUGGCGGUUCAAACUACAACAGCGCAAACAACUUUGGUCGUGGCACGGAGUACAUGGGUCGUGUCGGCUAUACGAUGGAGGAGGAUGUUAAUGCUGCGAACAUGAAUGAUAUGAGUGAGGUAGUGCCCAAGCCACGCAGUCAGCAGGUGAAUGAGUUUGGACGAAAACUCUUUGUUUCAAAUUUACCAUUUGACUGCACAAGCAGUGCGCUGCGAGAGACAUUUCAGCAGGUGGGCAACGUGGAGCGGGCGGAGGUCAUCAUGGGGCGGAAUGGAAAGAGCAGAGGAAUGGGCAUUGUCGUGAUGAGGACGGAAAAGGAGACGCGCGUGGCUAUAGAGGAAUUUGACGGUAUUGAGAUGGCCAACAGGGCGAUGAGUGUCCGUCUGGACAGCAAAACCACGGCGUAA
Messenger RNA from Trypanosoma conorhini, 867 nucleotides. Its product is annotated as RNA-binding protein. Gene Ontology annotation, molecular function: mRNA binding. The transcript has a single exon. The record is from RefSeq and is a predicted model, not a curated record. Lineage: Eukaryota; Euglenozoa; Kinetoplastea; Trypanosomatida; Trypanosomatidae. Gene Ontology annotation, cellular component: nucleus; cytoplasm. The coding region runs from base 1 to 867 and encodes 288 amino acids.